UUCAUGCUUGACAUAAAAUGUCAAUGUUCUCGCGAAGCCAAAGUAAAAUUAAAUCCCUCAGGGGAAUCCACAUAAAUGUUCCACUGUUAAAAUUUAAUCCCUUGGUGUACGCACCCCCCUACAAACGUGACGCUGUCACCAAGUUCAGGGUUGGUAAUCGAGAAGUUGUCGGCUAUGGAUGGAAUGGAGAACCGAAUUAUGGCGACAGAAGCCUCUUUCCUUUUCCGUCGAUAAGAUAUAAGGAACCUACCCAAGAAAUAUUGGCACUACGUGAGAGAGAAAAAGGUAAUUGGAAACUACUUUCGAAAGAAGAUAAGAAAGCCCUGUAUCGAGCCUCUUUCUGUCAAACGUUUGCCGAAUUCUCAACACCAAGACCUGGAGGAUUCUGUGAGGUUAUAGGUUGGACUCUGAUGUGGCUUUCUGUUGGUUUAUGGAUCUCUAUAGGGAUUCAAUAUUAUGUGAAUCCUGAACUUCCCGAUAGCUUCACACCAACUAGAAAAAGGGCUCAGAUGCGUCGACAGAUUUUAUUACAAGUCGACCCGGUGUUUGGAAUGGCAUCUAAUUGGGAUUACGAAAAAAUGGAUUGGAAAAAAGUUGGGUGGUUCACACCUCCGAAUCCAUUCAUCAUAUGUCCUGAUGAUCUUGAUGAAGACGAUGAAGAGAAUGAAUCUUAAAUAUAGAAAUGUUUUCAUUUCAAAUGAUCGAAUUGAGGUAUUAUGUCCUGCUGAUGAAUGUUAAUUUUGUCCUUAUUCUAAAAUCCAUUACGCAUCGCAAGAAGAAGAUUUUUCAUUUUCUAUGAAAUAUUGGAAUUUUAUAGUCAAUAUGAAAAUGUAGUAAGUAAAAGAGAAACUAA
Molecule: messenger RNA, 853 nt
Organism: Coccinella septempunctata (seven-spotted ladybird)
Lineage: Eukaryota; Metazoa; Arthropoda; Insecta; Coleoptera; Coccinellidae
Product: cytochrome c oxidase subunit 4 isoform 1, mitochondrial-like
Exons: 3
Coding region: 18-674 (218 amino acids)
Biological process (GO): mitochondrial electron transport, cytochrome c to oxygen
Source: RefSeq, a predicted model, not a curated record